AUGGAGAAAAGAGUCCCCACUGUGCCAGGGCGAUGGAGGAAAGAGCCUCCACUGUGCCAGGGCCGUGGAGGGAAGAGCCUCCGCCAUACCAGGGCAGUGGAAGAAAGAGUCCCCACCGUGCCAGGGCAGUGGAAGAAAGAGCUUCCACCGUGCCAGGGAGAUGGAGGAAAGAGUCCCCACCGUGCCAGGGCCGUGGAGGAAAAAGCCCCCCCCCCCCCCCCAUACCAGGGCAGUGGAAGAAAGAGUCCCCACCGUGCCAGGGCCGUGGAGCAGAGGGUCCCCACCGUGCCAGGGCAGUGGCACCGUGUCAGGGCAGUGGAAGAAAGAGUCCCCACCGUGCCAGGGCAGUGGAAGAAAGAGCUUCCACCGUGCCAGGGAGAUGGAGGAAAGAGCCUCCACCGUGCCAGGGCCGUGGGGGAAAAAGCCCCCCCCCCCCCCCAUACCAGGGCAGUGGAAGAAAGAGUCCCCACCGUGCCAGGGCCGUGGAGCAGAGGGUCCCCACCGUGCCAGGGCAGUGGCACCGUGUCAGGGCAGUGGAAGAAAGAGUCCCCACCGUGCCAGGGUGAUGGAGGAAAGAGCCUCCACCGUGCCAGGGCCGUGGAGGAAAGAGCCUCCACCGUGCCAGGGCCGUGGGGGAAAGAGCCCCCUCCAUACCAGGGCAGUGGAAGAAAGAGUCCCCACCGUGCCAGGGCAGUGGAAGAAAGAGCUUCCACCUUGCCAGGGAGAUGGAGGAAAGAGUCCCCACCGUGCCAGGGCGAUGGAGAAAAGAGCCCCCUCCAUACCAGGGCAGUGGAAGAAAGACUCCCCACCGUGCCAGGGCCGUGGAGGAGAGAGUCCCCACCGUGCCAGGGCAGUGGCACCAUGUCAGGGCAGUGGAAGAAAGAGCCUUCACCGUGCCAGGGAGAUGGAGGAAAGAGUCCCCACUGUGCCAGGGUGAUGGAGGAAAGAACCUCCACCGUGCCAGGGUGA
Molecule: messenger RNA, 969 nt
Organism: Tachyglossus aculeatus (Australian echidna)
Lineage: Eukaryota; Metazoa; Chordata; Mammalia; Monotremata; Tachyglossidae
Product: basic salivary proline-rich protein 4-like
Exons: 1
Coding region: 1-969 (322 amino acids)
Source: RefSeq, a predicted model, not a curated record